GGUUGCUUAGUCAUUCUGCUUCCGGCCACGGUCGUGAAAGGACGCAGGAUGGCUGGCUCUUCGCGAGCAGUGAUAACGGCCGAUUCUGGCCGCGGAACAUCGUUUUUGGACGGCCUGAAAGAUUACAGGAUUGUACUGCCGCCGCUGCCAACCGGAGAAGGACUGAAAACAAUGGUUGUUCUUCACUGCGACACCGCUGGAAGGCCUUACAGGAUAGAAGAUUUCCGCCAGCCGAUGAAAGAAGCCGGCGUCAUUGAACAGGUGGGCGGUAUUGGAGCGUACCAGAUGUCGCACGUCUGGUUAGUCAACUUCCGUAGUGAAGAAGCCAAGAAAAAGUUGCUCGACAUCGGGCAUAUUGUUGUUAAAGGGAAGACUUGCGUUGUCUUUGACCCUGAAAGGCAGGAAGUGCGGCUGAAGGUGCAUUGGUGUGCCUUCAACGUCAGCAACGAAACUCUGAGGCGGGCGUUCGCCGAGUACGGCGAAGUGAAAGAAGUUUCGAGCGAUAGAUGGAAGACCGGCGGGUUUGAAAACGCCGACUCGACUACUCGUGUUGUGCGGCUGGUUCUUCGAGAAGGUGUAAGCCUCGAGCGCAUACCCCAUCAGCUGCGUAUCGGGAACGGUACAGUAUUAGUCGUCGUGCCCGGGCGUGCGCCGAUAUGUCUCCGCUGCCGCAACACAGGCCACAUUAGGCGGGACUGCAAGGUGCCCAAGUGCAGCGAGUGCCACGCCUUCGGGCAUGAAGAGGCUGAAUGCACGAAGUCAUACGCCCGCGCCGCGACUCGAGGAACAUUCGGCGAUAAUAGUGAGCUGCACAUGGACGAGGAUGAAGCUGAGCAAGCUGCCUCCAACCCAGUGGUCGAGAGCCCAACGGCCGCAGCGCUGAGCGAUGAAAAGGAAGGCGCCAUGCCAGGGACUCGUGAGUCAGCGCCCAGCACCCCCAAGUCGGCAACCACGAGCAUGGAUACCAAUUCACCGCAAGAUAUUCCACGCCCUUCUGAAAAAAGCAACGAGGAACCCAUGGAGUCUGACCCUGCGGCUGCGAAACGACGCCACGACGAUGUCAGUGCAAUGAGCCAGGAGCAACGACUGCGUCUCCUAGAACGCCAGUGGGGCGUAGGCGAAGGGAAAAAGCAGCGUGUCACCAGCGGGCUACGAUCGUCGUCGCUUCCUCGCGACGACAACCCGAAGACCUAA
Dermacentor andersoni is the source of this 1194-nucleotide messenger RNA. RefSeq lists its product as uncharacterized. Gene Ontology annotation, molecular function: RNA binding; double-stranded DNA binding; zinc ion binding. Lineage: Eukaryota; Metazoa; Arthropoda; Arachnida; Ixodida; Ixodidae. Gene Ontology annotation, biological process: activation of innate immune response. The record is from RefSeq and is a predicted model, not a curated record.